AUGGCAACCUCUGGCAAAUCCGUCUUUCUCAUCGGCCCCGGUUUCAUUGGCCGGGAAGUCCUCGAUCUGCUUCUCGCUGAGAAAUAUGCCGUGACAACCCUGACCCGCCGCGAGAAUUACGCGGCCGAGCUCCAACAGAGCGGUGCAAAGACCGUGCUCGGCAGCCUGGAUGACCGAGACACCAUCAUCAAGCAGACCGUCGCCAGUGACAUUGUCAUCCACACUGCCACGGCAGACCAUCUGCCAUCAGUCGAGGCCGUCAUUGCAGGCAUUGAGGAACGCGCCGGCCAAGGAAAACAGACCAUCUUCAUUCACACGAGCGGCACUUCGCUGCUCAGCGACGACGCCAAGGGCGAAUACAAGUCCGAUAAGAUCUUCUACGAUGACAAGCCCGAGGACAUCGAUGCGCUCCCCGACAGCGCCUCACAUCGCUUGAUCGACCUCGCCAUCGUCCGCGGCCGUCAGAGACUCGGAAAUAAGGCGAAAAUGGUCAUUAUGAUCCCGCCGUUGAUCUACGGCGCCAACCCCAAAUACAAGCGUCUCUCCAUCCAAUUGCCGACCUUGACUCGAUUUGCCCUGAAACACGGGUAUGCAGGCUACGUGGGCAAGGGUGCAUCUGUCUGGUCCGAGAUCCACGUCGUGGAUCUGGCCCGGGGCUACCUUACACUUUUACACUGGCUCGAACAAACCGACGCUUCCAAGGUGCUCGAAAAUCCUUACUUUUUCUGCGAGAACGGACGAGAGUUCGCCUGGAAAGAUGCCGUGGCACAGAUUGCCAAAGCCUUGCACGCUGCCGGGCGGCUUAAGUCGCCAGAACCCAAGUCGAUCCCGGAGAGUGAUUUUGACGACCUCUUUGGCAAGUAUACAGCGUGGGUGGUUGGAUCAAACUCGAGAAGUAGGGCGAACCGGCUGAGGGCGCUAGGAUGGGAGCCCAAGGAGAAGGACCUGAUGGCAUCUUUAGUGGAGGACGAGGUUCCGCUUCUGUGUCAAGAGACGGGCGAGUUUCGUGGGUAUGCUGGUGUGGCGGCUUCUGGGGGAUCAUAG
Fonsecaea erecta is the source of this 1044-nucleotide messenger RNA. RefSeq lists its product as hypothetical. NCBI's taxonomy places the organism in Eukaryota, Fungi, Ascomycota, Eurotiomycetes, Chaetothyriales, Herpotrichiellaceae. The coding region runs from base 1 to 1044 and encodes 347 amino acids. The record is from RefSeq and is a predicted model, not a curated record. The transcript has a single exon.